Messenger RNA from Antechinus flavipes (yellow-footed antechinus), 3530 nucleotides. It is a transcript of the gene USP1, whose product is annotated as ubiquitin specific peptidase 1. The transcript is spliced from 9 exons. Gene Ontology annotation, biological process: protein deubiquitination; regulation of DNA repair. Gene Ontology annotation, cellular component: cytosol; nucleus. The coding region runs from base 176 to 2554 and encodes 792 amino acids. Lineage: Eukaryota; Metazoa; Chordata; Mammalia; Dasyuromorphia; Dasyuridae. Gene Ontology annotation, molecular function: cysteine-type deubiquitinase activity; cysteine-type endopeptidase activity. The record is from RefSeq and is a predicted model, not a curated record.
CGGCGCCCGGCGCGGGGGUCCUGGCGCCGCGGAAAACGCGCCAAGUCUGCGCCGGCGGCGGCUGCGUCCGGACCCCCUGAACUCCCCGAUCCGCGGAUCCCCGCCCGGCCCCGCCCCGGGGAUGGAGCCGCGCCGGCGGCCGCUGCCAUGAACAGGUGCCGCCGGUGACGGGAAGAUGCCCGGGGUCGUGCCCAGCGAGAGCCAGGGGCCGCCGGCCAGGGGAAGCCCCAAGAAGGGCCGCUUGAGCCUCAAGUUCUUCCAAAAGAAAGAGACGAAGCGAGCCCUGGACUUCGCCGACUCGCAGGACGACGAGGAGCGCGACGCGGAGCCCGCGGGGCCGGACGUGUGGGUGCCCGCACGCGUGGGCGAUCAGGUGGUGCCCGCGGCUGCGGCGCAGUCCUCUCCGCCCGGCGGCGAUAAGAGGGACAACCUGCUGCCCUUCGUGGGGCUCAAUAACCUGGGCAACACCUGCUACCUGAACAGCGUGCUGCAGGUGUUGUACUUCUGUCCGGGCUUUAAGACUGGGGUCAAGCAUCUGUUCAACGUAAUCACGAGGAAGCGGGAAGCCCUGCAGGAAGUGGGGGGGCCGCCCACAGACGACCAGGGAAAUUGCAAAGAGGACAACCUGGCCAGCUAUGAGCUCAUCUGCAGCUUGCAGUCUCUGAUCAUCUCCGUGGAGCAACUUCAGGCCAAUUUUCUUUUGAAUCCAGAGAAAUACACAGAUGAACUCGCCACCCAGCCCAGGCGGCUCCUCAACACUCUCAGGGAACUGAACCCUAUGUAUGAAGGAUACCUGCAGCACGAUGCUCAGGAGGUGUUGCAGUGCAUCUUGGGAAAUAUUCAGGAAACAUGUCAGCUCUUAAAGAAGGAAGAACUGAAGAAUGCGCCAGGAGGCCGGCUCCCUCCCCAGCCAGAGGAGAGAGAAGGCAGGGAAACGCACACCGCGCAGGAUGAUGACUCAGAGGAAGGGAAAGACAAGUUCCCCAAGGGAAACGUGAAAAGGAAAAGUGACAAUGACGCCGGGAAUCCCAAGAAGAAGUCGAAGCUGUCCAAGGAGCUGGUGGCGUCUGAGGAAAACCAGAGGCAGACCCGGUCCAAGAGAAAAGCCGCCGGUGACUCUCGCUUGGAGAGUUCCCCCGAAGCCGUCCCCAAAGGGGCCGCCGAUGGGGACGGCGCCCGGCCAAGCCACAAGAAAUCGAGACUCAAACUCAACUGGCUGAAGCCCACCAGCAAACAGCCCAGCAUCCUCUCCAAGUUCUGCAGUCUGGGGAAAAUCACCACCCACUUGGGACCCAAAGGGCCUUCGAAAGAAGCCGACAGCGAUCACGAGGAGGACUUGAAAGGGGAGCCCAGGGGUGCGCUAAAGGAGGACCCCGAGGAAGCUGCACCCCCAGGGAUGAGCAUGGAGGACAAAGAAGGGCAGUCUUUGAGAAACAAAGGCAUGGAACAAGUUUGUUUUGAGUUGGUGGAGAAAUUAUUCCAAGGUCAACUGGUUUUGAGAACUCGGUGCUUGGAGUGUGAAAGCUUAACAGAGAGGAGAGAAGACUUCCAGGACAUCAGCGUCCCAGUCCAGGAGGAGGAGUUCUCCAAAGUGCAGGAGAGUUCAGAAAUUUCUCCCGAGCCCAAGACGGAGCUGAAGAGCCUGAAGUGGGCCAUCUCGCAGUUCGCCUCUGUGGAGAGGAUCGUGGGCGAGGACAAAUACUUCUGUGAGAACUGCCAUCAUUACACGGAGGCGGAAAGGAGCCUCCUUUUUGACAAGAUGCCCGAGGUGAUAACCAUCCAUUUGAAGUGCUUUGCGGCCACUGGCUUGGAGUUCGACUGCUACGGCGGCGGGCUCUCCAAGAUCAACACGCCCCUGCUGACGCCCCUCAAGUUGUCCCUGGAGGAGUGGAGCACCAAGCCGACCAACGACAGCUACGGGCUGUUUGCCGUGGUGAUGCACAGCGGGAUCACCAUCAGCAGCGGGCACUACACCGCCUCGGUCAAAGUCACCGACCUCAACAGUCUGGAACUGGACACGGAGAACUUUGUGGUGGACCAAAUGUACGAGAUGGCCAAGGCCGACCCGCUGAACGAGGAGGACGCCAAGGCCCUGGCCGAAGAGUACGACGACGAAGUGGCCUUCCGAGUCAACGGGGGCGCCCAGCCCAGCAAGGUCCUGAGCAAAAAGAACGUCGAAGCCGUCGGGCUUCUCGGGGGGCAGAAGAGCCGGCCCGACUACGAGUUCUGCAGCGGCCACCGAGCGUCCGGCGCGGACAAGGUCAUCGGGGCCUUGGCUGAAAACCGAAGUGCCGAGGCGAGUGGCGCCAGCGGGGCCCAGGAGCUGGACAGAACCAAGGAGCCCGGGGGCCCGGCGGACCUUGGCGCAAACGGGCUGGAAAGCAAAGUGUCCGACGUGAUACAGAGCUUGAAAGAGUACGAGGGGAAGUGGCUGCUCUUUGAUGAUUCCGAAGUGAAGGUGACAGAAGAAAAAGACUUUCUGAAUUCUCUUUCCCCUGCGACAUCUUCCACGUCCACUCCUUAUUUACUGUUUUAUAAGAAAAUUAUAGAGUGAGUGUAUUUUCGUUGUGUAUAUAAAACAGAUUUGGAUAAUCUUAUAAAUAGAGAUUACAGCAAAGACUCCUUGAGGUAGAGGCUCAUUGGCUUUUGGAAGCUCCUGGCUUAUUACUGGUCUCUAGUUUUUGUAUGAAUAGUGAAUUUGAAUGACUGCAAACCCUUGUUAAUUUUUAGAAUUCAUUUUCCAUGUUCACUAACCACUCUGCUGGAGACUAGCAAUAUGUUAGCUUCUGAGGACAAACUUGUGUAGGUUCUGGAACAAUUUGUCCAAUUAGAGUUCUUUAAAAAACACUUUUUAAAGAAAGUUUUACACCUGUCUCUUGUAUUGGCUUUUAAAAAUAAAGUGCUGUUAUUUGUAUUUUCCAUAUUUUGGAAUACUUAUAUCUACUGCCAAAAUGUUUAUAGAUCGUGUGGAUUUUGUAAAUUAGGAGGCAGCCACCUCAUUGCAUUUAGUUUUGUAACAGUUAUGAAGCAAAAUCCAUGAAGGCUGUUAAGACACACAGAUUCUAGAACUUGCAUGUUCACACUGGCGUGAAUUCUGUGCCUUGGAUCGCUUUGGAAAGGGGUAUUUCAGAAGCCUUUGGAUAGCAUCCUUUGCCCAUCACUACCUUAGGAAGGAUUUUAUAGAUAUAUAUACAUAUAUAUAUAUAUUUAUGAUUAUGAUUUUGUACUUUAGCAGAUCAGUCUAGGUUUGGACAGAGUAGUCUGUAUUUCUUCAUAGUCAUAUUGCUAUAUAAUUUGUAAAUAGGAUAUAAAAAUUUAGAGCUAUGACCUUUAGGGUUGUGUUUUGUUUUGUUUUGUUUUGUUUUUUUUAAAGCAGGGAGGGCAUUCAAUUUAAAAUGCUUAGCAACUAUGUAUACAAACGCACUAAAGUUUUGUACUUAAACAGCUUUCUACCCUAAAGCAUCUGGUUUCUUUUCAAGAACAGAAUUUGUGUAUAUAUGUGGAAUAAACAUUCAUAAUUACCUUUACAA